ACCUUAUCAACAGCAAAACAAGACUAAAUGUCGGCCACCAAGUUUUAAUAUAUGGUUCCAUUUAUCCCUGUGCUAAAUAUCAUAUCUCCCUCCCCCUCCGGCCAAAGAGACAACCAAAGCAAACGCCAUCGUCCGUAUCCUCUCCCUAUCCCAUGUACAUUUUUGUAAUCCCACAGCUCAGAGUCUCGUGGAUUUUUCUAAUCCCUCGCCUCACGCAAGAUUGCUGUCAGUCUCCAUUUCUAUUCGGUUGUCAUCCAUUAAGUCAAUGCACGCGCCACACCCGGCCCCAUGUGGACUCCAAAACUUCCCCUCUUCAUGCACUAUUAGUUGGCCCCUCCCCUUCCCUUCCCUUCCCCAACCUAAAACUCCCUAACUGUAGAUCCCUACUGUGUGUGCAAAGGGAUUGAUAGAUACUCAUUCAAUCUUUUCCUAGCUAGCUAUUUGGAGUUGGCUUUUGUUUGGAGAAAAAAAGGAGAAAGAAAAAAAUGGUGUUCGCCGGAGGAAGUGGCGGCGCCACCAGUGGACUAGCAGCAGAUGUAUUUAGGUUGGCGGUGCAGGUGGUUCGGGGUCGAUGGUUCAUGUUCUUUGCGUCGUUCCUGAUCAUGGCGGCCUCCGGCGCCACCUACAUAUUCAGCAUCUACUCCGGCGACAUCAAGACCUCCCUGGGAUACGACCAAUCGACACUCAACACCCUGUCCUUCUUCAAGGACCUCGGCGCUAACGUCGGCAUCUUGUCCGGCCUCAUCAACGAGGUCACCCCUCCCUGGGUCGUCCUCUCCAUGGGCGCCGGCAUGAACCUCUUCGGCUACCUCAUGAUCUACCUCUCCAUCACCGGCCGAAUCGCGCGCCCCGCCGUCUGGCAGAUGUACCUUUACAUAUGUAUCGGGGCCAAUUCGCAGUCCUUCGCCAACACCGGCUCGCUCGUCACCAGUGUCAAGAACUUCCCGGAGAGCCGCGGGAUCGUGCUCGGCCUCCUCAAGGGCUUCGUCGGCCUCAGCGGCGCCAUCUUCAACCAGCUCUACUUCGCCAUCUACGGCGACGACUCCAAGUCCCUCGUCCUCCUCAUCGCGUGGCUCCCCGCCGCCAUCUCCAUCGUCUUCGUCCACACCAUCCGGAUCAUGGAGGCGGCAAGCGUGCCCUACAAAACCUCCAAGCCCUUCUACUGCUUCCUUUACAUCUCCAUCGCCCUCGCCACCCUCCUCAUGGUCCUCAUCGUUGUCGAACGGCAAGUGGUCACCUUCUCUCGCUCCGAGUACGUCAUCGCCGCUGCCAUCGUCCUCCUCCUCCUCUUCCUCCCUCUCGCAGUUGUCAUCAAAGAAGAGCUCAAGAUCUUCAGGAAAAAGAAGCAAGCCCUCGCAAACCCUCCGCCUCUCUCUGUAACCGUCGAAAGACCGGCGAUUACUGAAGCGCAGCCGCCGGAGCCGAAACAAGUCCCAGCCACCACCCCGACCAUCAUUCCGACGACGACUACCGCCGCCACUACGUCUCCUAAGAAGAAAUCAGCCCUAUCUCGUGUCAUCAACACCCUCAAGUCUCCGGAGCGCGGCGAGGACUACUCCAUCCUCCAAGCGCUCUUCAGCAUCGACAUGGCAGUCCUCUUCUUGGCCACCAUUUGCGGAGUCGGCGGCACCUUGACGGCGAUCGACAACAUGGGCCAGAUUGGGCAGUCGUUGGGCUACCCGAAACGGAGCAUCAGCACCUUCGUAUCUCUCAUAAGCAUAUGGAAUUAUGCCGGCAGGGUCACCGCCGGGUUCGUCUCCGAGAUCGUUCAUGCCAAAUAUAAAUUUCCCCGGCCUCUCGCGCUCACUCUCGUCCUCCUCCUCUCCUGCGUUGGCCACCUCCUCAUCGCCUUCGGCGUGUCACAAUCUCUUUACCUCGCAUCGGUGAUCAUCGGCUUCUGCUUCGGAGCUCAGUGGCCAUUACUCUUCGCUAUCAUCUCUGAGAUCUUCGGUCUCAAGUACUACUCCACUCUGUACAACUUUGGCGGCGUGGCGAGCCCAAUUGGAUCGUAUAUACUGAACGUGAGGAUCACCGGGCAUUUGUACGACAGGGAGACGGACAAGCAGAGCAAUGGACUAGUGAGGACUAAAGGCAAGGACUUGACUUGCAUUGGAGUCGAGUGUUUUAAGCUUUCUUUCAUUAUUAUCACGGCAGCGACCGUGCUUGGAGCUCUUGUUUCACUGAUAUUGGUAUGGAGGACGAGAAAUUUCUACAAGGGCGAUAUAUAUGCGAGGUAUCGGGCGGCGGCAGCCGAGACCGAGAAUGAGGCGGCCAUGGGGACUGCUAUUGUCACAGGGAAAGAGGGGGAGGAGGACAAGCCUAUUUCCUCUGAGGAGGUUGUGGCAAAUAGGGAUGAGAACAAAAGUUAAAACCAAAGAGCGGGGGUUUGUUAUUCGUCCUGCUUUGACUUGUAUUGGUAUUGGGCCACUGAUGUUUAGACAGGCUACCAUAGCUGCUGACUGAAUGGUUUUCUAUACAAGGCAACACUUGAAGCGUUUUCUUUAAGUGAACCAUGCAAAUGAUUUUUACUUGUUUGACUAGCUUUUUGUUUCUGAUUUGAAUGGCUAUACUCAUAUAGAUAUGGCAUUAGAAGCCGGUGUACCAAAAAAAAAUAAAAAUUUAUAUUAGUACUGAGAAAUUUUCUUGUAA
Phoenix dactylifera (date palm) is the source of this 2649-nucleotide messenger RNA. Its product is annotated as protein NUCLEAR FUSION DEFECTIVE 4-like. NCBI's taxonomy places the organism in Eukaryota, Viridiplantae, Streptophyta, Magnoliopsida, Arecales, Arecaceae. The record is from RefSeq and is a predicted model, not a curated record. Gene Ontology annotation, cellular component: membrane.